This is a messenger RNA of Penicillium mononematosum, 2592 nucleotides long. RefSeq lists its product as uncharacterized. Lineage: Eukaryota; Fungi; Ascomycota; Eurotiomycetes; Eurotiales; Aspergillaceae. The record is from RefSeq and is a predicted model, not a curated record. The transcript is spliced from 4 exons. The coding region runs from base 1 to 2592 and encodes 863 amino acids.
AUGAAACCUGCCUGGGAGCUGCAAGGGGGUCUUUCCCAGCGGCUGCGCGGAAAGCUUGAAUCUGCGGCCAUAAUCGCCCUCGAAGUCGCCAGAUCCCCUCAAGCCCACCUCGACCGCGCCUGGGCAGCCUACCGCGCAUAUUUCUUUUCAGUUAUUUUUAUCUCCCUCGUCUUCUCCAAAGCCUUCCAUAUCUACGCCCAUCUCAAUGCCCUGACGGCCCUAUCCCUUCUCGCCUGGGGCCCCACCUUCUUUUUGCUGGAUAUCCUGCUCAUUCUGGGCGCGCGCAGCCUGGCCCGAUCAUACGAAUGGCGAACGACUCGGGAUAUAGCGGCUGUAUUUAUUGCGCUGUUCAGUUUAUACGCCUCGUCGAUGUUUUCCGCCAACCUCUCCUUUUACAUUCACAAGGGCGUGGAGAUCCACUGGCGCAUAUCGAGCGGCUUCCACAAGGGCAAGCCCUCCGCCAUAACUGUUCUGUCUGCCCUGUUCGUCGCUAUCCUUCUUGAGGCGUCGAUUUUGGUCGGCGCAUUCUACGCCACACCGUAUCUAUCGUGGGUCACCGCAGCUUUCCUGAGAGUCUGGGGUGCAGUGUUAUCCGCGACGUACCGCUACUUCCGUCGGAAUAAGCAGGUUCUGCCACACCCGGAUACCUACGAGCAAAUUGCAAUCGAUGACUAUGAAGUGGGUGAUGACGACAACGACUCCAUAUCGGGGCUAGAUGCACCUCAACACCCGCCUGUACAGAAAAGUCGGGCAUUGCUGAAGCCUAUCAUCGUUGUAUCGUGCAGCGCAAUCCUACUUCUUCUCCGGGUCAUUCGUCCCCACGAUAUGACUUACAGUUUUCUCUCCGGAUCUCUGCCUCUAGCCCCAUUUGGCGGCCUCAAGCUUGGGUCUUCUGAGCAAGGUAUCGCAUCGUUGCCGGGUGAUUUCACCUGGCUAGAAGGCAAAACUGCUCUAGAUUCCUUCCCGACAUUCGAUUGGUUACAUACGGGUGAUGCGGCAACUGCCUUCCCGAAUUGGUCUCCCUUCCACACAAGUCACUCCAACAACACCGCACCCAAGAACUAUACGUAUGAACACUACAAUCCGAUGAAAGAUCCUUUGCACAUUCCCAACCUCCAGAACGACAUUCUGGAGCCCAUUCGUGACGUGCUCCACAGCGGAGACAGAGCAAUCAGGCAGGACGUGUUUCCGUUCCGCUCCGACUCGUACAUCAUGGAGCACAUCAAAAACUCCUGGAACGGAAACAUCCCCGACGAGGUUAUGGAUAAACUCGCGAAUCUCACCCCCAUCGCCGAAAGGUUCACCGGAUUCGAGACUGGGUUCAAGGAGAACAAGGAUCGUCCAAAGCCAUACGGUGGCCUUAGCGCGAAAAAUGCUUACACAUCCGGUACUUACACCAUGAAGAGUAUCACAGGCACUAUGUGCGGUGUGAGCCCCAUGGCCGUUCAAGAUAAUCUUGAGUACCUGCACGAUAUUUACCAGCCUUGUCUGCCUCACAUAUUCCAUGCGUUGAGCCAACAAUCCAAUAUCACCAGUGACACUGACGAUUGGACGUCCUGGCCAUGGCAUUCUAAGUGGAUGCAGUCCCACUACGGCACCUGGGACCACCAGGAAGACCUUACUCCUGUUAUGGGAUUCAAAGAUAUCACGACAAAAGAAUCCAUCAAUGAAGCCGGUGCUAUAUACAUCCCAGAGGAACCAGAGGACGAGCAGAAAUAUGGUCAUCCGGAUCACACAUUGAAGAACUAUAUGCGGGAUGCAUUCGCCGAGGCUAAGAAGAACAACACUCGCCUCUUUAUCGGCCACCUAACUCACAAUACCCAUACUCCUUGGUUCAAGCCUGGCGACUACGAGGAAUACUUUGGGAAUGGCGCUGGGUGGAACGAUAAGUUGAACCGGUACCUAAAUACCAUCAAGUAUCAGGACGACUGGCUGGCCUCAAUCCUUGAGGUUCUCGACGAGGCUGGGGUCGCCGAUGAAACCCUGCUUGUCAUGGCAGGUGACCACGGUUUAUCUCUUCCAAAUGAUGGUGGUAUAACGGCCAACCAUGACCCCCACGUCGGCAGUUUCCACGUUCCGCUACUCUUCGCACAUCCUAAGCUACCAUCGGUCGAAAUCAGUAGCGCCGUCCUCUCGACUCAAAUUCUUCCUAGCCUCCUUGACAUUCUAAUCGAAACCUCUAACAUCAACGAAGAGUCGGCACAUAUAUUGAAGGACCUGCUUCCCUUAUACGAGGGCCAGUCGUUGCUACGCCCACUUAUCCCCGGGCAGGAUAAGAAGCAAGAGUGGCAUUUCUCCACGAUGAACCCUGGAGGAACGUGGGUCUCUAUGCGAGCAGCCGCGAAACCCUACCGGCUCGUCGUGCCGCUCAUCCAAGAUGCUCCAUGGCGUUUCACCGAUGUUGUUGCUGACCCAUUCGAGUUCGAUCCCGAGGAGGAUCUCAAUAUCGUGACUCUGUUUGAUAUUGUGCAGACACGACACGGGCCCGAAGCUGCAAGGUGGCUUAGCGAGGCCGCCCAUGUCUCCCAGUGGUGGAUUGCAGAGAAUCACCGACGCUGGAAGUAUAGUCCCGAUGAACCGAAGACAUCUUGA